Vitis vinifera (wine grape) is the source of this 1691-nucleotide messenger RNA. RefSeq lists its product as uncharacterized. The transcript has 14 exons. The record is from RefSeq and is a predicted model, not a curated record. NCBI's taxonomy places the organism in Eukaryota, Viridiplantae, Streptophyta, Magnoliopsida, Vitales, Vitaceae. The coding region runs from base 79 to 1164 and encodes 361 amino acids.
UAUACUCAACUGAAACUACACUCCCCUGAUUUUCUCUCAUUCACUUUUUCCCUACUCCUCCGUCACCGUUCAUGGCUUAUGGAAGUUGCAAGCAACAACAAAUCAAAUGCAUUUUCUGUCUCUCCCCCAUCAUCUCUUCUUUCAGAUUUGUUCUACAUCUCACUGCUUUCAUCACGGAUGAAAACCCCAAAUUCUAUAUCUCCAAUGGUGGUAUCAAAAAGUGGAAGAUUUUUUCUAUGCUGCUUUCUGCCCACAGCAAUUUUGGUUUCUGCAGCUUUCUUCAUGGGGAAUGUGCUCAUGGUCACAGAUUAUAAAGAGAGACUUUCUGGAUGGAUAUCAAUUAGUGCAAUGCAGAUUACAGGAGCAAAGGUUUGCCAGGCUCAAUGCAGGACUGAUGAGAGUGAGGCAUUACCUAGAGGCAUUGUUUCCAGGACUUCUGACUUGGAAAUGCAAUACUUACAGGGGGGCCCCAUUAGAAAGAAGAACUCAAAGACAUCAACCAACUUGUUGGCCAUUGCAGCUGGAAUCAAGCAAAAAGAAAGUGUGAAUAAAAUCGUAACGAAGUUUCUAUCGAGUGAUUUUGUCUUAAUGCUUUUUCACUAUGAUGGCAUCGUGGAUGACUGGAGGGAUUUCGAAUGGAGCAGUCAAGCCAUACAUGUGUCUGCUAUGAAUCAAACCAAGUGGUGGUUUGCAAAGCGGUUCUUACAUCCAGAUAUUAUUUCAGAAUAUGCUUAUAUUUUCAUUUGGGAUGAAGACAUUGGAGUUGAAUAUUUUGAUGUGGGAAGAUAUCUAUCAAUCGUUAAAGAAGAAGAGCUUGAAAUAUCACAACCAGCACUUGAUCCUUAUAAUUCAGUGGUGCAUCAUCCACUUACAUUACGAGAGAAGACAUUAAAAGUACACAGGAAGACUCACAGGCGUGAAGGUGCAAGGAGGUGUGAUGGAGACAACACAGGCCCUCCAUGUGCCGGGUGGGUAGAAAUAAUGGUCCCUGUUUUCUCAAAGGCUGCCUGGCGCUGUACAUGGCUUUUGAUUCAGAGUGACUUGAUUCAUGGAUGGGGUGUGGAUGAGCAGCUUGGUUACUGUGUAAAGGCAAAUUUCCGUUCCAGUUGGUACUUUCUAUUUAUUAUCUCUGACAGUUUUCUAAUCAACAAAAUAUUCUUUUAAUAGGGUAACCGAACCAAAAAUAUUGGGAUUGUUGAUUCAGAAUAUGUAGUUCACAAUGCUCUUCCCACACUUGGGGGCUCACCUGAAAAUCAGACAAAUCCUCAAGUACCUGACCAAGCUGCUCAAAACACAAGUUUACCUAAUUCAGAACUACUGGUCCCAUCUGUUUCCACUCAGCAUAAUGAUAGAGAUGAAGUGAGAAAGCGGUGCUUUGCUGAGUUAGCCAUUUUCAGGAAGCGAUGGAAUAAAUCAGUUGAAGAAGAUGAAUGUUGGGUUGAUCCAUACAAGCAACCACCAAGGCAGAGCAAUUUCUAGCACUGACUGAACAACACUCGUCAAUUUCCAUAUGAUGAGAAGUUGGUCUCUAGCCUAUAGACAAGUUUAACAGUAUGCAUACCUCUUUAUAUAAAGAAUUUAAAUACCAUUAUAAGGUGUUUUUGCAGUUUGGAGGACACUUGAGAUUGGAGGGACAAUAACCCUCCAUGUAUAAUAAUAAAAUUUUACGCAAGCUUGUACCCAUAUUUAUA